Messenger RNA from Trichoderma harzianum CBS 226.95, 2061 nucleotides. RefSeq lists its product as hypothetical. Gene Ontology annotation, molecular function: RNA polymerase I general transcription initiation factor activity; RNA polymerase I core binding. The coding region runs from base 1 to 2061 and encodes 686 amino acids. The transcript is spliced from 2 exons. Gene Ontology annotation, cellular component: nucleus. Gene Ontology annotation, biological process: transcription initiation at RNA polymerase I promoter. The record is from RefSeq and is a predicted model, not a curated record. Lineage: Eukaryota; Fungi; Ascomycota; Sordariomycetes; Hypocreales; Hypocreaceae.
AUGAUGACGCAUCCCCCAAGAACCCUCCCCGGUACUUUGCCUAGGAGCACUCCUCCGGUCAAAUCCAUACUCAAGCCUGCCUCAGCUCUUGGUCGCAGGAAGGACCAGCACGAUACGCCCAGCGAGGGCUCAGAGGCCCAGGAGGCUUCCAGCAAGCGCCGCAAGGUGUUCUUCGACGAUAUAAAGAAUGUGACGUACGAGGUCGGCCGGCGAACAAUGGAUGAAGUCAAGUUAGAAGUGCGCAUGGCGCUCGAGACACACCUCCGGGGAGACGACGGCCAGUACGACGGCCUGAAAGAGAUGUUCGCCAACGAUAAGAAGAGAUACCUGCCGCCGGUGGUGGGAGAAGAAGAUGAUACACUGAAGCCUCACGAGCUGCAGGUUUACCUGAUGGCCCUGACUGGCUGCAUCCCUAUUCUGAAGAGCAAGGACUGCAAUGGCCUGGUCAAGGUCAUUCUCAACUGCUCUUGGUUGGGGCGAGAUGCCGCCUUUGUCAAAGUGUUUACGCACUUUCUAGCCGCACUGGUCAGCGCUCAGGGAUCCUACCUCAACCAAGUCUUGACCAUGAUCGUGGACAAGUUCCACGACACUCGCCCAUCCUCAUGGCGAGUCCCCGAUUUCCCCGAGAUCAGCCGCGACACGAUGCGAGAGAGGCUGCAUUCGACCUUACAAUACCUUCUCAAGAUGUUCCCAUCCGCCGUUGGAGUGUUAGAAAACCUGCUGAGAAGCAAGUUCCCGUUCCUCGACGAUUCGAUGAGAGUCCACAUGGCCUAUAUCCACAACCUUCUUCAGGUCAAGGAAUAUGUGCCCGACUUGCAGGAUGACAUUUUCGACAUGAUACUAGAUCGCGUUGUUAAAAUUGACUCACAGAUGCAGUUGGAUUUGGAAGACACGGACGAUGACAUCACUGCCGCCGUCAUGUACGCGCUGCGCGAGAACCCUCAAGAAGAGACAGGCAGCUGGGAAGACGAGGCAGAUGAUGACAGCGAUACCGAAUCCGUCGAUAGCGACGACGUCGAUUAUGACCAAGAGGCCGUCCGAAUCAAGACACUCAAGGACAGCGUGGAGAAGAUGGACUCGAUGCUUGAUACCCUGUUCAGCGUCUACACACCACACUUUGCGAAUCCUGGGUCAGACAAGGCGUUUGACAUGUUCAUCACGAUCCUGCGCGAGUUUGACCAAAUGGUCUUGCCGACGUACAAAUCACGACAUACGCAGUUCCUCAUCUUUCAUUUUGCACAGCAGCACGAGCGGCUCACCGACGCGUUUUGCGGUCAGCUUAUUGCUAGCGCCUUCCAGAGCAACACGCCAAAUAUCUUGAAGCAGGCCGCCGCCGCCUACCUGGCAAGCUUUGUUGCCCGAGGGGCACUCGUGCCGCGCAGCCUGGUGCGCACUAUCUUUAUGCUCUUGAUCCAUCAUCUGGAUCAGUAUCGCAGGAAAUACGAGCCCCUUUGCCGCGGUCCGGAUCUCAAGCGCUUCCACCCUUACUACAGCCUUCUACAAGCAACGCUCUACAUUUUUUGCUUCCGCUGGCAAGAUUUGAUUGUGUCUGCCCCCGAGUUUGUCGACCCCGAAGACCCGGCUUCUUAUAUUGGCCAGGAUCUUGAGUGGAUUGGCACGACGAGAAAAGAUCUUUCAACGCACAUCUUUGGCAAGCUCAACCCACUCAAGGUGUGCGCGCCCGUCAUUGUCGACGAGUUUGCUAAGCUGGCACAUCGACUCAACUUUAUGUACGCCUAUCCGUUGAUUGAAAGCAACAAACGCAUCCGGUUGACACAAUUCUUGUCGUCGACUUACUCUACCGGAGGCGCCCUCAGAGAUUCUGGGUUCGAUACUCAAGAGGAGAGUUUUCACCAGCUGGACCCAUACUUCCCGUUUGACCCAUACCAGCUGCCAGUGAGCAAACGGUGGCUAGCGAACGACUAUGUGCAUUGGAAAGCAAUCCCGGGCUUGAAUGCAGAAGAUGAUGAAGAAGACAGUGACGAAUUCGACGACGACGAGGAUGACGAAGAGCUUAACGAAGGCACCGCAACCGAUAGCGACGGCGGGGAGUCUGAGUAA